AUGAAUCCCUCACGACCUUUCAGAUUGCUAGGCGCCAUUGGGCGGCAAAAUUCUUUCCGAUCUACAUUACAGUCACAAAUUACCUCGUCGAGAUUAAGAGCAUUUUCGAAUCUGAGUCCGAAGCUGUCAGGAACGGCCCCUCGGGGAUGGACGCCUACACCAUUCGUGACGGAGACCGUAGGCGGAGGAUGGCAUACAUAUGACAUAUUCUCCCGGUUGCUCAAAGAACGAAUCAUCUGCCUCAAUGGCGAAGUUGACGAAACCACAUCCGCCGCCAUUGUCGCUCAACUCCUCUUCCUCGAAGCAGACAACCCCGAAAAGCCGAUUUAUCUCUACAUCAACUCUCCCGGAGGUUCGGUGACAGCUGGACUUGCGAUUUACGACACCAUGACAUACAUACAGUCGCCUGUGCACACCAUCUGUGUCGGUCAAGCGGCUAGUAUGGGAUCUUUGUUGUUGUGCGGUGGUCAUGCCGGUAAAAGGUAUUGUCUACCACACUCAUCUAUCAUGAUCCAUCAGCCCUCGGGUGGAUACUUCGGACAAGCUAGCGAUAUUGCGAUUCACGCGAAGGAGAUCCUGCGAGUAAGGACACAGCUGAAUCAGAUAUAUCAAAGACAUUUGACUGGCCAGAAACAAUUAUCGUUGGACGAGAUUGAGAGGCUCAUGGAGAGAGAUUAUUUCAUGGGCGCUCAGGAAGCGCUAGAGAUGGGCAUUGUGGAUGAGAUCUUGGACCGAAGGCUAAAGCCUGAGAAUGAGACUGAAGCUACUAAAUGA
Talaromyces amestolkiae is the source of this 774-nucleotide messenger RNA. RefSeq lists its product as uncharacterized. The transcript is spliced from 3 exons. The coding region runs from base 1 to 774 and encodes 257 amino acids. The record is from RefSeq and is a predicted model, not a curated record. Gene Ontology annotation, cellular component: endopeptidase Clp complex. Lineage: Eukaryota; Fungi; Ascomycota; Eurotiomycetes; Eurotiales; Trichocomaceae. Gene Ontology annotation, biological process: protein quality control for misfolded or incompletely synthesized proteins. Gene Ontology annotation, molecular function: ATPase binding; ATP-dependent peptidase activity; serine-type endopeptidase activity.